GUCAGCUCGGCAUUUGGUUCGCGUUUAGCGGUGGAAGCGGCGCACACCAGCGUCCUUGCUUCAGCGGCCAGACACUCGGGGCAGCGGAGCUUCGUCUCGCGGCCUCGUUUGCGGAGACUGGUUUUUCAAGUGGCGCCGGCAUUUGGAACGUCAAGUGUUUCUCCUUCAAGCCGUUGUCCAGACCUAGGCUGAACCAUGUGUCCCGUGGUUCUGCUGGCGCUGUUGUGUAGCCUUCUGCUGCUCUUGCUCGAGGUUGUGGCCGCGCUGUCCGUGGCCUUCAACCCAAUGCGCGUGGAGAAGUUGAAGCAGGGCAACCUGGCACGAGUCUCGUUUUCUGCACCCGCUUUGGAGCCGCGGUUCUUCAGCGUCGCCUCGGACAAUCCGUAUGUGGCAUCGGUGACCGAUCUAAACGUGACUGAAACGGGCGCUUUUGUCAACGGGACGUUUACCGUGAAGGCGAACUUUCUGGGUCACGCAAAGGUGCGCGUUGUGACCAAUGGCACCGAGUCGAACGAGUUUCUACCAGUCAGCGUAGUGCGGAAGCAGAGCAGACUCUCCUUGAUUUUUACGGUGUCCGUGGCCGUGCUAGUUUCAUUAAACUACAUCAACAUGGGCUGUGCUUUAGACAUGGAAGUUGUGAAAGACGUGCUGCGAAGACCUAUAGGACCGGUGGUAGGCUUCUUCAGCCAGUAUCUCGCCAUGCCUUUGGUGGCAUUUGGAAUGGCACAGUGGCUUUUUGAAGAAGCUUACCUGCAGCUUGGGCUUUUCACAUUUGGCUGUUCCCCUGGAGGAGGAGCUAGCAACAUGUGGACUGUUCUUCUUGGUGGAAACCUAAACUUAAGCAUUGCUAUGACCUUCAUCAGCACCAUAGCUUCAUUGGGCACAAUGCCCCUCUGGCUGUUCACACUUGGACGCAGCCUGUUCCAAGAGGCAUCGCUGCGCAUUCCUUUCCGCAACAUCUUCACCACAUUGGUGUCAAUGACACUGCCACUCGGUGUUGGCCUGGCCCUGCAGCGUUGGCGGCCCAAGGUUGCUGACGUGUGCAAGCGCCUGCUGGCCCCGGUGUCAGUGGCCAUGAUAGUGUACAUAGUCGUGUUUGGCACGUACGCCAACCUGUACAUGUUCCGGCUUAUGAGCUGGCGAGUACUGUUGGCUGCGGCAGCCAACGUUUGGGUAGGCUUUGCAGUGGGUGCCCUGGCCACUCGAUUUGCAGGCCUCCCAUGGGCUGAUGUGCUUGCAGUGUCCAUAGAGACUGGCGUCCAGAACACAGGCAUUGCCAUUGUGUUGCUGGGCUUCUCCCUGCCUCAGCCAGAGGCAGAUAUUGCAUCAGUGGUGCCUGUGGCGGCCUCUAUUGUGACUCCCAUCCCACUGCUGCUGCUGUUGAUGGGGCAGAAGGUGUACAGCCGCUGCUGUCGCCGGGCCGAUGCAGUGGCUGAUGCUAAAGGUGUGGCGGCCUUCGCUGAGGUAGGCGCUGCAGGCGAUGUGGAGGAGAAGCGGGCAUUGACUGCCUGCAACGGAGCAGUGGCCAACGGGACGCUCGGUGGCGGGAAGGCUGCUGAGGCCAGCUACGGUGACGAUCCUGAGCGGCUGUGAUGUGUUGUCGGUGUGACUUGGUGUCCCUCACUCCUGUGCACUUGCUGUGGCCUUGUUUUCGGGGUUGCUUGUCUUUCCUUUCUUUCCCUAUGAGCAUAUGCUUUGAACACUUGGGAAGAGAUUCAGUUGCUUACUACUGACAUUGUUGGCCUGCGCAUUAUUCUGACCAAUGCAGUGUGCCUCAAAAGCAAGCUGAAAUUAUGAGUCUUAAAUAGUGUCCUUUUUUUUGUUUGUGUGUUAUCAGUAAAUUCCAUCCAGAGACGAGAAGUGUUUGCUCAUUUUGUUUCAUUAUUUACAUGAGCAAAUGCUUGUGCAUUUAAUCUUCAUUCACAAUUAAUGUUACCCACUUAUUCAUUAAUUAAGCUUCACUAACAUGCUUGCUAUGCCAAAUAUACACAUUUACCUGAUGUAGUGAUAAGUUAGGAUAGUAAGAUCUGUUUACUUUCUAAAGCAAAAUAAUGUGAGCAAAAGGUGAAACUUAAAAGUGUUGUAAUUUUUUUUGAAACCAUUUGAUUUUCCUAUGUGCACACUGCCCAUCUGCAUACAGGAGGAUUGUGUGUUGCUUACUUUGUAAGCAGCCUAAUCUGACCUCUGCUUUUACUCCCCCUUGAGUGCAGUGGGCUCAGUGCACUUACACUUCAUGUCAUUAAAUAUGUACAACUCUUGACAUGUUCAGGGUAUCAUUAUUUUUGCAUAUGCUUUUUUUUCCAGUUUAAUGCAGGAAGUAUGCCGUUAUGGUAAACCUACAAAGCACAUCUUAUAUGUGUGCCAAACAUUCAUUAAAGUAAAGGAAUGGCCCGGUAGCUUGCAGAAUGCUAUGGUUAGUGUGUAGGAAUCUCACUUUCUUUUGAGCUCCUAUAUUUCUCUUUACAGAGGUCUAAGCCAGAACAGCUUGAUCUGUCCUUUGUAUUACAAGUGGUUGUAGUGCAUAUUUGUUUCGAGACUAUAAAGUAAAGUUAGUUUUGCCAUAUGACCUUUAUAAUAGAGCUGACGGCUUUGCAGAAUCUCGUUAUCAGUGGGAACCGUUUUAUUUCCUUUUGUGUACAAUUACAAACUGUUUGUAAAACCUCUCUCAGUACACUGUGAUAGCCUAUUUUGUUCAUAUUUGACUUCUGGCUCAAGUUCACUUUGUUAUUCAUGGUACAUGGGGUUUUGACACCAAAUUAAGUGUGUGCUGAUUAUUAUUAUUAUUAAUUUUUUAAAGGUGUGGUACUUAGUAGUGAUGGCCAACUUUUCGCGACGUGACAAGCCUUUACAGCAGUGCUUGAUAACUCGAGAAUGGUGUGGUGGGGUAUAACUUUGCAUCAUGGCUGCUUUUGCUUGCUGGCUUUUCUUGCAAUGUUUGACCUAACAGUGGCUAACAACUGUUGCUUGCCAUGCUCCGUUGCUUGUUUUGUCUCGUUUGUUCCAUUUUCAAUGUUUUUACUGUCUACCAAUGCCUGUGGCGAGAGUACUACUAGGCCAUUACAUUCUUUCAGACCACUUAAUAAGGACAUGAACGGACUGUUCUACAAUUAAAAUUGGUGUACAUCGGAAGUAACUGCUUGUUUAUAUAUUGACGCACAUACAUAUAGUCGCUAACUGAUUUUUCGGGCAUUUCCAUGCUGCCACCACCUUGAAACUAAUAUAUGAAGGUGGUUCAGCUUUCAUAUGUUACAUGGCAUCUCACGAUUGCCUUAGUUUUUUGGACAGGGUAUGUAUGUCCGAUAUCACAAAAGUAGGGGCCAUGAACAGUUGGUACCACCCAGGUUGCUGCCCGUAACCAUGCUUUCAUUGGUGAGUCUGUUUGAUGAUUCCCAAAUGCUAUAUUGCCAUUGCAAGUACAUCUACACAGAUUCGGCUCCGAGCCAUAGCUUCAGUCCUGCGACGCACACAAUGCAUGUCGGGCUGCGUGACAAGGGGACACAAAAUGUAGGUGUUCUGCGACAAGACACCUAGCGAACACUGACAACAAAAUUUAAAAGUAGGUGUUUUUUUCACUGAAGUGCAACACCAAACAAAAGUCUCUAAAGAAAUUUUUCAUGCUGCUGGCAUUGUUAGAAAGGACAGAACAUUUUUCCUCUGUUGAAGUUCAUUUUUUCUGGAUUGCUUGAUUGUUCAAACGUUUUUACACCCUCCUUUAAGGGGCAGCUCUGAAGGGGAAUGAUGGCGGCCAGCCGACCCCCCUUUAUUCUUUCUGCUUUCUCCUACUGCCAUGGAGGCAAGUAUGGAGUGCCCUUCUGCACCCCCUGCAGGAAAAUCCUGGUGCCACCUCUGUGCCGAAAAAUCAUUCACUGACUUUCUUUGUAUGUGAAAAAUAAAAAUAAACAAGGUCCAUCAUCAUGCAAGCUGUAUAGGAAUAGUCCAUCUAUAUGUGGUCCAAGGUUUAUAAACUGUAAAGCUAAGAGUUUUCUUUAAUGUGUGCCUCAUGCCACAGUGAAACAAUCAUUAAUAAUGACCAGCAGCACGAAGUGUAAAAGGUUGCAUAGCAUCUAUUUGACUGCAACAGUUGCAAAUAGUUCACUGUGUUGUUUCGAGUAAAAUCCACUCUGGUUGAUGUUCCAUGUGUUCAAGUCAUGAGUGCCUUAGCUUUUGCUCUUUCAAUGAAUGACAGAACAUGUACCGUGCACCACAAAAAUAUUGCCUCAUUAGGCAUGUUUCAAUUAUUGGUCCUGGACUGGGAUGGGAGCAUCACAAAAUUUUCUUUCUUCCAACCUAUCUUUCCUUUUUUUUUUAUCUUCAGGUGCGGUACGACAAGUUGGAUAGUCCGCUACUGUCUGACUGAUUUCAUGGAGCAGGAAACCAGAUGCGUGCCGAUUGCUGUCUGUCUUAUUCUACCGCUGCUUAGCGUGUUGCCUUAUUGCUCUGCUGACUGUUUUCUUUUCCUUUUGUUUUGUCCUUGUCUUUAGUGAAUUGUUAGUCUCUUUGAAUCAGUGAUUUUUUAAUUGUUUGUUUGUUUUUUAUUUGAUUCUAUUGUAUUAUUGAGGUAUUAACUCGGGAGUCUGCGACUGCUGCUCAUCAUCCUAGGCAAAUAUUAGUAUUUGCAUUGUUCAGACCAUUUUCCACUAGCACAGUUUGGUCUCCUUAGGGCCCUUGCUUUCUUUUUUUUAGCUGUUUUGUGCUUGGUGCUUCACUAACAGCUUUCUAACACCAUGCUUCUGCAUUGUACCAUCAAGGAUAAGCUUUCCAAUUUUUUUCAUCUGAUGGCCAGGCGGGUGACCAGAAUGCUGACCUUCUGCUCUUAGCAAUCUUCUCUUGCAAUGAUUUUAUUUCUUGUGGAAGGCAAGAUAUUUUAUCUUCCUCUGUUACUGGUGAAUUCAGACCGAUUGCUAAUGCAGUGGAAUUACAUGCGUGCGAAGCAUGUGGAAAAAGCUGAAUGACUGCUUUACUAACCAGUUUGUCUCUCUUUUUUUUCUUUUGUUUCGUUUGUCCAUUUUCUGUGUGUGUGGUCCUGUCCUUGUUGACUCUCCUAGGGACCAUCUCGUGACUUGGCCUCACUGCAUGUCCUAGCAGUCGAGAUUGCGGCUGGUCCUUGAGGAGUGGGCAGCCCUUUUACACCAUCCACUGCAUGGAAGAGGGAUGAGCUUGCCCGACUGCUGGAAUGUGAGCCAGUCAACUGGCCCAAUUUACCUUUUCGUAUAAAGUGUUUUGUAGGAUCUGUUAGCUUCUUACUGCUGGAAUAUUUGCUAAGCAUGCAUGUAAAAGGGGUUUUAUCGCUCCGUUCAUGUUGUGGUUAUUCGAGGUGGUAGUACUGGUAUCCUUUACACUGUGCCACACUUUGAACAAAUAGUGAACUUCAAGUGUUUGGAUUAAUCUGAGCUUUCCAUGAUUAUUUGCAGGUCAUGCUAUGAACAUUUUUCAUUGCCUUGCGUCAUUCGUGUUCAAAGCAUUGCUCUUCCAUUUGUCGGAAUUAUGGUGAUAAGUGAAUAUCAAGGGCCAUCACGCAGAUUUUACUUCUAUAAGCACUGUUCCUGCAGCUUCUGUUUGUAGUUGCUUGCACACUUCAGAAGUGGCAUUUGUUAAAGCUGUAGUUUGAAGAAUUUUGUCUCUCUGUCCAUUACUGUUAUUUAGAAAAAAGAAAAGCAUUUCAAAGGUGUUCUCAUUCAUGCAACCAUUUCAUGAACCUAGCAUUCUGCAGCUGGAAGUGCUUUCAUUGUUGGAUGUGGCAUCAUUUCCUUUGGUGAGCUAAGCCACAAGGAAUCCACAACUGUGAUUGGUACUUAAACAUUUGGCUGGUGAUUUUUUUGAAGUGGUCCAUCUGUACUGAUAACUGUUAAGAAGCACAGAAAAUAUUUUUGAUGCUUCAAGGUGACCAGAAGUGUGUUUAUUAUGUCUGUAUGACUGUAGCCCAAUGUUCAAGCAAAUUAUAUAGAUGCAUACUUUCCUGUUAUAAAAACAAAUAAACUAGCAUAAACAAA
This is a messenger RNA of Rhipicephalus sanguineus (brown dog tick), 5990 nucleotides long. Its product is annotated as P3 protein. The record is from RefSeq and is a predicted model, not a curated record. NCBI's taxonomy places the organism in Eukaryota, Metazoa, Arthropoda, Arachnida, Ixodida, Ixodidae. The transcript is spliced from 3 exons. The coding region runs from base 196 to 1593 and encodes 465 amino acids. Gene Ontology annotation, cellular component: membrane.